Molecule: messenger RNA, 2919 nt
Organism: Anoplopoma fimbria (sablefish)
Lineage: Eukaryota; Metazoa; Chordata; Actinopteri; Perciformes; Anoplopomatidae
Product: ABC transporter F family member 4-like
Exons: 15
Coding region: 117-2366 (749 amino acids)
Molecular function (GO): protein binding
Source: RefSeq, a predicted model, not a curated record
CAGAGGCUCUUGGCUGCAGACUGGAUGUCGUGCAUGCACUGAACUGUAAAUAACUCUGCAUUAUUCCAGGGUUUGACCCCGGUCCUCAGCACUGUGCGUCGGUGCAGGCAGACAGCAUGGCCCCGCAGGAAGACGCUGCUCUGCUGCUCCUGAUCUUCCAGCACCUGAAGGUGAAUGGAUACAAGAAAGCUGCAAAGGUGCUGGAGAAACACGUCACUCAGGUGGAGACACCGGAGGAGAGCUCAAGCCUUCAGGAUAUCUACACAAGCUGGAUAAAGCUUUGCUCUUUGGCUCAGCAUGCCAAGCAGGAGACAGAAGACGCCACUACUAUGAAGAAGAAGAGCAUCAAACCAGAGCCUGCCACCAGCGAAGAAGAAGAGGGUGAAGACGCUAAACUCACCAACGGCACAGAGGAAAAUAAUGUGGAUGACAAACCUCUACCUGAGUCCAAGACAGAUGGUGUCGAGCCAUCCAGUGCAGAGCUUCCCACUGAGGACGGAGACGCUGAGACGGUCUCUGAGCAGCUGCUGCAUCCUGCAGGUGAAACCAAAACCUCAAACUCUGACGGUGGUGAAGAAGAAGAAGAAGAAGAAAAGAAAGAGGACGAGGAAACAAAGGAGCAAGAGUCCGCUCCCGCCGAAGUGUCCGCUGAGGCAUCUAACAAGGCAGAAAGUUCCACCUCCGACUCUGUGGAAGAGGUCGAGCCCAGACAAGCUGCCUCUGAUGAGGCUGAGGAUCAGCUCGUGACCUCUGAACCCGCCGUGACCUCCAGCGAGAGCAGCCAGGAGCACAAAGAGGACGACGAUGAGCUGAAACAGGCAACAGAUGAAACCUCUGCAUGUGAACAGACAGCCGCAGAUCAAACUGAGGUCUCAGAGGAUGAGCAAGGCAGCGCUGCAAAGAAGCCCGACCCGGCUGAAGACGCCACACCUGAGCCGCCUGCUCUGGAGACCAAUGAGCAGCCGGCAGAGAGCGAAGCCCCGCCCCCUGCAGAUGCUGAUUCAGAAAAUUCAAAUGAGGAAAAGGAGGAAAAGCAGCAGGAGGAGACACCUGAGACGUCAGAGGACGUUACAUCACCGCUGAAACCUGAAGAACAGACGGAGGACCUCGUCAUCGUCACCGAGAAUGCUACGGUGGCAGCGGCAGACGACGGAGGAGACCCAGAAGUUUCCAUCAUCCUCAACAUCGAAGACGAAGACGGCGAAGCAACCGAGAAAGAAACCAGCCAGCUGCUCCCCGAGGAGGCUGCAGAGUCCUGCGAAGAUGCCAAAACUCCCAAGAAGAAGAAGAAAAAGAAGAGCAAAGAGGAACUCGAGGCCUCAACAGAUGCACCGAGUGUAGACUCAUCCACUGUAGAAACAUCCAGUGAUACUCCUUCUUCCACCAAGUCUGCCAAAAAGAAAAAGAGAGACAAGAAGAUGGAGGAAGAGGUGGCAGAGGAAGAUGAGAAGAAAGAAGAGGAGGACAUGUCUCAGGCCACUUCUCCAGAGAAGAAGAAGAAGAAGAAGACUAAGAAAAGGAAAAGGGAGCAAGAUGAAGCACAAGAGGAUGAAGAGGAAACUCCCAUCACUCCUUCAGAAAAUAAAAUGAAAAAGAAAAAGAGUAAGGUGAAAGAAGUGGAAGAGGAGGAGAGCGAGGCAGUAGGAGAGGAGGAGGAGGAGGAGGAGGAGAAAAAGAAGAAGAAGAAGAAGAAAAAGGGGAAACUGGAGGUGCAGUCUGAUGAGAAACCAGCAGGGGGCGACAAAGACGCAGAGACAGACGGAAACUCUUCUCUGCUCUCCUCGGCCAAAAAGAAAAACCGUUUCAGGAAGAAGCUCAGCCGGAAGAAGAGAUCGAGGCUCAUCAGCAAAGAGAAGAGAUCGACUCCAGAAAGCAAGAAGCUAGACAGCAAGAAGAAACAGAAACGGGUCAAAGAGGACGCAGACGAGACGCCUCGACCAAAACCCUCCAAAAGACCUCAACCUGAUCCUGUGGAGGAGAACGACCAAACACCAAAGAAGAAGAAAAAGAUCACAAUGAAUGUGGAACAAGAAGAGAAUUCCUCAAAGGAAAACCAACCGCCAAAGACGAAGAGAAAGAAGAGCUCAGUGAAGGAGGAGGAUGAAAGCGGCGUGUUGAGCUCCGAGCCUCCUGAAAUGGAAAACAAGAAGAAGAAGAAGAAGAAGAAGAAGGAUGGAGAAGGUGAGGAGACGACAGAGAGCUCCACUCCCGUCACUGCGAGCCAAAAGAAGAAGAAGAAGAACCGGUUAAAGGAACAACUGGAAGAGACAGAACCGGCUGCAGACAAACAAACUCCUCUGGCUUCUCCUACGAAAAAGAAAUCCCCCAAAAAGAUGAAAACCCCCCCAACAGAGGAUCACCUCUGAUUUAAAUCUUGUGAUUUCUCUGAUCAGUCUUGGACCUGAAACCCCCAAAAAACAACAGGACAAUCUGCAUCAUGUUUGUGCCUUUACUUUCACUCUCUGAUGAAAGAAGAUCUGCUCUCAGAAAAAAGAGAUAUUUCUGAAGGAACGUCAGUGUUUUCAGUCACGUUUCACUGUCUUUGCUCUGAAACAGUGGAAACAAUACAACUACAAACCUUCAGCCCAUUGGUGUUUCAUUUAUACAGGCAGAGCUGCUCCAGUAGGACAAAUAAGAUCAUUGGUGUAAUUCAAAGAUGAAUUUCACAAUAUGCACUUCCUACUAUUGCCCAACUGAAACUGGAUUUUUGAAGUCAGUACUGAUUUAGUUAAAUAUAAUAUAAUGGCCAAUUGUAAUUUUUAAAUCCUACACGACAAUCUUGAUUCUGACUCCUUAGUUUUUGACCAAGAUGCAGACUAAGCAGGUAUCUGCAUCCCAUCCAAACUAAUCAUGAAGGGCAACAUUCAUGAUCAGACCCAUUUCUGUUCUUGGAAAUUGAAUUCAGCACCACUGACUAUA